GAAGAAGCUACCACGAGAGAGAGAGAGAGAGAGAGAGAGGCUGACUCCUCCUUCAUCCAUUCCAUGGCGAACGCGUCAAAGAAGAGAAGGUUUUGAAGGCCAAUAAAAUUUCUUCCUCUCCCCCCAUUUCUUCUUCGACUCAUCUUCCUUCCUUCCUCCCUCGCUCUCUGUGUUCUGUUCUCCAUGUUCUCCUGCGUGAGAGUCUCUGCUGUGGACGGGGACGAGGAAGAGGUACUAGCAAGCGGCACCUGUCCCUCGCCCCCCAAAGAGAAGCUGCCAAUGAAGAGAAAGAAGGACCGCAACCCCUUCUCCGCCAGAGGCCUCGACCGCUUCGCCGUUCUCUCGGAGGAGCUCCAGGCCCGCCGGCAGAAGAUCAUGGCUCAGCUUGGCGACCCUCCGGCCGACGACGUCACCGUCCGGUUCGCCUACUCCAACUCCAUCGGCUGGGUGCCUGUCAUAAUCAAGCAGAGCAAGCCACAAGAAAAGCAAUUGGAUCCCAAACACUGCCGUCGCCAACAGAACCAUAAGCCUUCCGCCGGCGCCGUGACUCCCAAGCCUCCCGCCAAGUUGGCGAUCGCUUCUCCUCCGCCUCACUCUUCCGUCUCCUCGCUUCCUUCUCAACAGAAGAAGGGAGGGAGCGAGGAGAAAGCGAGAUCAGAGAACGGAUCGUUGUUGGAUCGGAAGAGGAUCAUAGCUUGCGCUUGCUACGGGCUAAAUGUGGCGAAUAGCGAGCCUCUGACUUUGGUGGUGUUGCUGCUCUUGUGUUUGAUAAUCUCCGGGAAGACCCUUGCGGUGCUUUUCACCGUUUUCUGGUGGUACCUCGGAGCCGUCUUCAGGGAAUUGGACGUCGCUGGUAGCAAAGCAAAGACGGUGAGACGCGUCAGGAAGAAGAGAGGGAGGAGAUAUCAGGUUUCAUGAGCCCCAAGAAAGAGUGGUGGUUGCCGGUUGGUGGAGGAUCGCGCAAUUCAGAAAUGGCGGAUUUGAAGUGAUGGACUAACAAAUCGAGUUCUUCUUGAUGCUUCGAUGUUCAUCCCUUUCGCUCUUCUUUUUCUCCCCUUUUUUUCUCUCUCUGAAUUCUUUCCUCUUGUAGAGUAAUUUUGGUUUGUUCUUGGACGAUUGUAAACCGAUCGUUGAAUGAAAUAAACUGUAUAUAUUUGCAUCAAACAAACAGGAAGUACAUUGUUUA
Nymphaea colorata (pocket water lily) is the source of this 1186-nucleotide messenger RNA. RefSeq lists its product as uncharacterized. The record is from RefSeq and is a predicted model, not a curated record. The coding region runs from base 184 to 918 and encodes 244 amino acids. NCBI's taxonomy places the organism in Eukaryota, Viridiplantae, Streptophyta, Magnoliopsida, Nymphaeales, Nymphaeaceae. The transcript has a single exon.